This is a messenger RNA of Cyprinodon variegatus (sheepshead minnow), 836 nucleotides long. RefSeq names its product ADP-ribosylation factor-like protein 3. The transcript is spliced from 7 exons. Gene Ontology annotation, cellular component: cytoplasm; microtubule cytoskeleton. The record is from RefSeq and is a predicted model, not a curated record. Bases 138 to 749 code for a protein of 203 amino acids. Gene Ontology annotation, molecular function: GTP binding; GTPase activity. Gene Ontology annotation, biological process: cilium assembly. NCBI's taxonomy places the organism in Eukaryota, Metazoa, Chordata, Actinopteri, Cyprinodontiformes, Cyprinodontidae.
CUAACGGUUCACUCUGUCACACUCUGACAUGUUUUUGUUGUUUGACCGAGAUACACUCCCCAGUACGGAUAUAAAUCUGAAACGGCUAUCAAACGUUUUCCUUGCGGCAAAUCCUUGGCAGCCCUCAGCCGAGACACAUGGUGAGGAAAAUCUUAAUCCACUCAGGCCGAGCAACGGCCACAGAAGGACCUGUGGACAGUAUGGGCCUGCUAUCUAUUCUUCGGAGACUAAAGCAGCCGCCAGAGUGUGAGGUGCGCUUACUGCUGUUAGGGUUGGACAACGCUGGCAAGACCACCCUGCUGAAACAACUGGCAGCUGAAGAUAUCAGCCACAUCACCCCCACACAAGGCUUCAAUAUAAAGAGUGUGCAGUCCUCUGGGUUUAAAUUAAAUGUUUGGGACAUCGGAGGGCAACGCAAAAUUCGUCCGUACUGGAGGAAUUAUUUUGAGAACACGGAUGUGCUGAUCUAUGUGAUUGACAGCUCAGACCGGAAAAGGUUUGAAGAGACAAGUUUGGAACUUGCAGAGUUGCUGGAGGAAGAAAAGCUUGCAGCCGUGCCACUGCUCGUGUUUGCUAACAAGCAGGACUUGAUGACAGCCUCUCCGGCGUCAGAGUUGGCAGAGAGUCUUAACCUGCACACCAUCCGGGAUCGCAUGUGGCAGGUGCAGGCCUGCUCAGCACUCACUGCUGAGGGAGUGCAGGACGGGAUGACCUGGGUUUGCAGAAAUAUAAAGUUUCGGAAGAGAUAACCGGGGAGACAUGAUCAACACAAAGAAGCACUUUAAAUUCGAUCUGAGGAAUAAUUUUGAAUCCCUAUAAUGCAGCAGUGAUUGGCU